This is a messenger RNA of Vombatus ursinus (common wombat), 14447 nucleotides long. RefSeq names its product diacylglycerol kinase delta (gene DGKD). Bases 4711 to 7980 code for a protein of 1089 amino acids. NCBI's taxonomy places the organism in Eukaryota, Metazoa, Chordata, Mammalia, Diprotodontia, Vombatidae. Gene Ontology annotation, biological process: diacylglycerol metabolic process; lipid phosphorylation; intracellular signal transduction. The record is from RefSeq and is a predicted model, not a curated record. Gene Ontology annotation, molecular function: protein heterodimerization activity; ATP-dependent diacylglycerol kinase activity; protein homodimerization activity. The transcript has 28 exons.
UUUACUGUUUAAUUGAAGUUCUUUUUUUAAAUAUCAUUGUCACUUCCCCCUCCCCCAUGGAACCAUCCCUUGUAACAAGCAGGUGACAAAACCAGCUCAUUGACUGUCAGUGAAUGCAGGGCCGCCCCGGUCUUCCUGCUCUCUGUGGCCACACGGUGGGGGGAGGGGACCUCUUAACUGAAGCCUGCCCCUCCUGCUUGCAGUCACCCAUUCAUUUGGUCCCAAGUUCUUGGUGUUGGUCAUUUCUUCUGGUGGAUGAACAUUGACAUUCGUUGGCUGAGGCCCAGGUGGCAGCGUCCGCUCCCCCUCUGGCCCUGGGCUCUCGUGGCAGUGCCGCUCUUUGUCUCUUUGCCCACACGGGCCCUGCACCUUUGCUCUUGGCUUCGUGUGGGCACGGCUGGCUUCUGGUGGAAUUCCAAGCUGUUUUCCAGAAUCGCCAGCCCACUUCCCAUUGACAUCCACGAUGCACUCUGUGCCUCUUUCUCCCAGCCGCGCGGCAUUCAUCCCUUUUGGUCUUGGCGUGAAGUCAAAGCUCAGCUGUUCCGAUUUGCAUUUCCCUAACUCUCUGUUGACGUGUUGUAUGGUCUCUAUGGCGGAGCCCACUGGUGGCGGGCACACUGUGGCAUCCAGCCCGGAGCAAGCGGCAAGAAGAGGAGUGAAGAUGGCGCCACAGAAGAGGGAGAGGAGACGGGCUGGGUGGGUGGAGGCGGACGUGUCACCCACCUGCCUUCUCCCCCGGCUCUUCCCUCAGCACCCGGGGCCUUCCUGGCCCUUCCCUCUGGGGAACCCCUGGCCAGGCAGCUCUGCUUCAGACCCUUUGGACUGGGCUGUGACCCUGGCGUUCUCUCUACCUAUUCACUGCUUCUUCUGCUUCUCAGCUCCUCUUUGUGCGCCAUCUUCCCCCAGUAGAAUAUAAGCUCUCUGAGGGCAGGGGCUGUCUUCUUGCUGCUUGGAUUUGUGUGCCCAGCAAGCAGUCAAUGCUAGGUGCUUCUGAGACGCUGGGUGCCUGUGUGCCUUCCUCCACUGACACCCUGAAAUACCAGGAGAGAGUGAGGAAGGUCUCUUAACACACACUGGUGGAGGCAAGGGCAAGAGGCCUGGGUGGACGCUGACAGUCACCAUCCAGGAGCACAUUGAAUGUUUUCUCACUCACUGUUAGUAACUGGCAGCCUUCUCUGCUGCCAUGAGAAGAUGAGAAACCUCUGCCACCAAAGAAAAGGCCCCAGAGUUCCCAUUACCUUGGCCGAGCAGAGAGAUGCAACAGAGGCCGAGGGGCGUUCCUUCUUGGUAGCAGCUCUGGAGGCCUCCAGCUGAGGCCAGGCUACAGUUGGGUCCAGCUGGUGGCAGGAUGCUGCCGGUGGUCCUCGUUUCAGAGAACUUGUUAGGCCCUGGACUGUGCCCACGCACAGAAUGAGCCAGAGAAGAGGCCCGAGGUUAUCGGGGCGGGGGACCCCAGGGUACGGAGCCGGAGGCCCAGAAGGGGCCGCCUAGGUGACAUUGGAUCACAGCUCGCGUUUGGACGUUGCCUCUCCAGCAUGGCCGAGGUCGAUUUUGAGAGUCGCCGGACGAACUGUGGAGUGCAGUAGCUGUGGGGGGCCCGUCUUCCUCCUCAGAUGUCCAGUUUGUAGCAGCCUUCCCAUCUGACAGCUCAGGGACGCAAGGCCUGACUGUCCUGGAGACCUGCACGGGACGAGGAUUCAGCUUGUGGCUCUCCAGCUGUUUGUCAUAGAACCGUGUCUGUGGAAGUGAUCUGGGCCUCCGUUUGUCUCUGGCUUCACUGAAUGAUCUUUACUUGGAUUUCAACAUCAGUUUCCCUGUCCGGCUUGUUUCGAGCGCCAGGAUUUCGUACGAGAAGGCUUCGCCUCUGUCCCUUUGGACUCUCUGAGGACAGAGAGAACAAUGGUGCCUGCCCAUUCCCAGGAACCCCGGGAUCAGGCCCUGGGGGGGGCACCCUCGGGAGCCCCGGGGCUUCCUUUGCCUCUGACACCUUCUGAGAGUCCUCUGUCACUGCCAAGCGCGAACUCAAGGAAGGCUGGACGGGGGACUUGUGGGCAGACCCGGCCCGACACAGACAGGAAACCCCAUGUUGUUGCAGCCGGCACCCGCCUCCGGGAGAAGGGAGAUGGUCUGGCGGUCAGCAGAGGAAUGUGGCUGCCCCGAGCGAUCCAGGCAUGCCACCCUGGCUUCACGGUCGGGGGAUCCGGCUCUUGGUGUGGGAAGGCAUCUGGGAGCCAGAGCAGCUGAGUGCUGCCAGCUGCUUGUGCUGUUGCAGAGGUCGCCCGCAUUGCCGGGCAGAGGCCGCCAGGGUUAAAAGGCACAGACAUACUCAGGCAGGGCUUUCUCUUACUCUGCUAAACUGGCAGGUGAGUAACGGGCCAGGGCUCCUUACCUGCAGCUACAAAUGGGCUGGGUUCUCCCCCAGGUCUCCUCAAGCUGGGGUUCCAGUUUUGUCCCACCCAGGUCUGCGUGUUGAUCUUUUGUUCUUGGAAUCCUGGUGAGGAGAAAAGGAGCCGUGAAGCAGUUAAGGAAGAACGUGUCUCUUCUCCAUUUUCUCCUGCGGAAGAGAAAAGGCCCCUCGGGGGACCUACUGAUUCCCGGACUCCCAGGGCUUUAGCUUUUCUUUCUUUAAAAGCAAUCUUUCUUGCGACUUUAAGCAUCAAAUAGAGUGAGCCUUUCCACCCACCCUCCUGGUGCAGCCACAGAUGCCCUGUGUGUCCUCCUUCUUUUUGGCUUCUACACUAAAUUGCACGUGGGACUUUAAGAGCUACCCGGCCUGUCUCUGCCCUCCCUUCUGGCUGGUGUGUCGUUGCUUCCUCGUUGCGGGAGGCCAGAGGGUGCUGCCUCCCCUCAGUUUAGAAAAAAGGACGUGUGGCCCUUGGGAGUGGCCGCGGUGGGCAUUGUGACGGGGGCGGAGAAGGGCUGGUGCCUCCUGUUUCUCUGAAGGUGUGACAGAGUCCCACUGGCAGGAGCCCAGGCCGUGGCCCUCGGGGCGGAGGCAGCCACUAGCCGGACCUGGGUCUGGGCUCCUUUGGCACGUUCACUGGAGUAGAAACAUGUGAUGCUUUUUAUUGGGAGGACGAAUACAGAAGCUUUUGUUACUGCAUCUUUGCAGGAAGUAGAGUUCAGUCCUCGAGCCUGGGGACUGCUGGGAAUGUGUCCAGAGAGGCCUGGUGAGAAUUCUGUGUCCUUGGUAGCCCCGGGGCCCUGCUCUGUCCUGGGGGAGGAAGCCGGAUCUCAGAGAGGGGCCAAGUGUCAAGACUUUCUCCAGAGUCUGUCUUGGUAUGCAGGGGCUCCUAGCUGCAGGAUUGGAGGGUAAGCUUCCUGGAGGCAGGGAGGGGGGAGGAGGCACCUCAUGGCCUGGGGCAGAUCACUGCCUCCCCAUCCCUUCCCUGCCCAGCUGGAGCUGCCUUCCCUGUUGCCCUGUGCGGCACAGUCUGUGUUUCAGGCAUCAGGUUGGAUUGAGCCAGACUGGCGUAUGUGUCCCCAGGGGUGUCCUAAGGACAGUGAGAUCAUCCCUGUAAAGCCCGGGCACGGCGCCUGGCACAUAGUAGGUGCUGUAGAAUCGCUCGCUGUGAUUGUUCCUCCUCCUCCCCACCCCCUUCCCCAAAUCCUUUGGUCACACUGUCCUUCAGGGGGCUUUGCAUUUCUCUACCGGAGGGGGAGAUGUUGCCCCCUUUCCCUGCUGCCCUUUGGUGAAUGGAUGUCAUGCCCAAGUACUGUGUGGGAGCUCAGGGGGGUCUCUUCCCUGGGAGAAGCUUCUCACAGAGCUUGCCUCACCGCCAGAAUGUGAAAACUGCAUCCCCAGCUCUCCCGGCUGCCACCCAAUCUCACUGGAGUACUUUGCACAAUGCGCCCUGGGUAAAUACAGCCCUGGGCCAAUGUACACAGUGUCUUUAAAAACAAUCCUUUUCCUGCUGAGAAUUCCAGGACUUUAAACCAGCCUUUUGUCACUGUUCACCUUUGCACACACCUGGGGUGGAGGAGGAGAGGAAGGAGCCCCGAUCAGCUUCCUUGCUGUCCUUGGGAUCUGGAGGCUGGAGAAGGAAUAUGCUUCGCUAUCCCGCUGUCCUGGACUGCGCCUGCGCUGGCUGAGCCCCCUCCGCUGUAGAAGCAGUGGGUGGCGGUCUCUUGCUUCGAUAACCGUAGCACCCUGUUAGCAGAUACAGCUUGGUGGGGGCCGCCAGGGGCUCUCCAAGCUGGGAUCUUGGCUGGAGUGGAGGCCAGCCUCUGCAGGCCAGCCUCGCCUCGGCUGUAUCCCUCCCGACCUCAGGUAGGGCUGGGCCAGGAUUCUCAAGGAGCUGGAGGGGCCAGCGGAAUCGAGGAUUCCCUUGGCAAGGUCGGUUUUACGAGAGUCUCACCCCAUAUUUCCCUUGCCUGCCUUCUUCACAGGGUGGGGAAUGGGAGGAGAGAGCGAAGGUCACGGGUCUUUCCUGUAAUUCUGAUAGGGUCAGCUCAUUCCCCGCACAGCCAUGAGGGUGCCCUGCCGGAGGCUGCAGUGGCUACGAAGAAUGGCUCCCUUGGCCGCUUUUUUCUUCUUUCCACGACUCUUCCACCUUCAGAUGGUGCGGCUUUGGAAGGUGGCGUGCGAAUGCCCGUAGAGUGCUCCCAUUUCACAGAUGGAACCACUGAGGCUCAGAAUGGCCUGCCCCAGAUCAGGGGGUCAUCACUCCAUGUCGGAAGCUUAUCUUGUGCGCCGAUAACAGGAAGGAGAUGGAGGACUGGAUCGCGGCCCUGAAGACUGUGCAGAACCGGGAGCACUUUGAGUCCACCCAGUACAGCAUGGACCACUUCUCGGGCAUGCACAAUUGGUACGCCUGCUCCCACGCGAGGCCCACGUACUGCAACGUGUGCCGGGAGGCGCUCUCUGGGGUCACGUCCCAUGGGCUGUCUUGUGAAGUGUGCAAGUUCAAAGCCCACAAGCGCUGCGCUGUCCGGGCAACCAACAACUGCAAGUGGACGACACUGGCUUCUAUCGGAAAGGACAUCCGAGAGGACGAGGACGGGAUCUCGAUGCCCCAUCAGUGGCUGGAAGGAAACCUCCCCGUGAGCGCCAAGUGCACGGUGUGUGAGAAGACGUGCGGCAGCGUGCUUCGGCUGCAGGACUGGCGCUGCCUCUGGUGUAAGGCCAUGGUACAUACGUCGUGCAAGGAUUCCCUACUGGCCAAGUGCCCCCUGGGCCUGUGCAAAGUGUCCGUCAUUCCCCCGACCGCCCUGAACAGCAUCGAUUCUGAUGGCUUCUGGAAAGCCACGUGUCCGCCAUCUUGUACGAGCCCAUUGCUGGUCUUUGUCAAUUCCAAAAGUGGAGACAACCAGGGAGUGAAGUUUCUUAGAAGAUUCAAACAGCUGCUGAAUCCGGCCCAGGUCUUUGACCUCAUGAAUGGAGGACCCCACCUUGGUUUACGUUUAUUCCAGAAGUUUGACACGUUUCGGAUUCUGGUGUGUGGUGGGGAUGGCAGUGUCGGAUGGGUCCUCUCUGAGAUUGACAGCCUCAAUCUUCACAAGCAGUGUCAGCUGGGAGUGUUGCCUCUUGGUACAGGAAACGACCUGGCUCGCGUGCUGGGCUGGGGCUCCGCCUGUGACGAUGACACCCAGCUCCCCCAGAUUUUGGAGAAGCUGGAGAGAGCCAGCACCAAAAUGCUGGACCGGUGGAGCAUCAUGGUGUACGAAACGAAGCUCCGUCGGCAAGCGUCGUCCUCCACGGUGACAGAAGACUUCAGUGAGGACUCGGAGGUCCAGCAGAUUCUCUUCUAUGAAGACUCAGUAGCUGCUCACUUAUCCAAAAUCUUGACUUCGGAUCAGCACUCUGUGGUCAUCUCCUCCGCCAAGGUGCUCUGUGAAACCGUGAAGGACUUUGUGGCGCGAGUGGGGAAGGCCUAUGAGAAAGCCACGGAGGGCUCCGAGGAGUCUGAAGUCAUGGCCAGGAAGUGCUCUGUGCUCAAAGAGAAGCUGGACUCUCUCCUUAAGACGCUGAAUGAGGAGUCCCAAGCCUCCUCCUCCCUGCCCAACCCCCCUCCCACCAUCGCGGAAGAGAUGGAAGAUGGCGACGGCUCUGGCGGAGUCUGUGCCUCCUCCACUGAGCGCUCCUUAGCGUCGGCCUGCCCGGUGCGGCCCCAGAUAUUCCGGCCUCGGGAGCAGCUCAUGUUGAGGGCCAACAGCCUGAAGAAAGCUAUUCGCCAGAUCAUAGAACACGCAGAAAAAGCUGUCGAUGAGCAGAAUGCCCAGACCCAGGAGCAGGAAGGCUUCAUCUUGGGGCUCUCUGCUGCCAACGAAGGCAGAGAACCCAAGGCAGAGGACAAGCCCCCUCUGCAGACAUCUCAUGGCGGCAAUGGCAGCGUUUCCCGAGGGAGGAGCCACCGUAAAGUGUCCAAAUCCCCUUGUGAAAAGCUAAUUAACAAAGGAAGUUUGUCUCUGGGCAGCUCAGCAUCGCUCCCUCCCCAGACGGGAAACCGCGACAUCUUGCCAAUGCUGAACACAAAGAUUCUGUACCCAAAUAUCCGGGCUGGGAUGUCCGGCUCCUUACCUGGGGGCUCUGUUAUCAGUCGUUUGCUAAUCAAUGCAGAUCCCUUUAACACUGAACCAGAAAACUUAGAAUGUUAUACAGAGAAAUGUGUCAUGAAUAACUAUUUUGGAAUUGGGCUUGAUGCAAAGAUCUCCCUGGAUUUCAAUAACAAGCGUGAUGAGCACCCAGAAAAAUGCAGGAGCCGUACCAAGAACAUGAUGUGGUAUGGGGUUCUGGGGACAAAGGAAUUACUGCAUCGCACCUACAGAAACUUGGAGCAGAAGGUCUUGCUGGAGUGCGACGGGCGUCCCAUCCCGCUGCCCAGCCUUCAAGGUAUUGCUGUCCUCAACAUCCCCAGCUAUGCCGGAGGCACCAACUUCUGGGGAGGUACCAAGGAAGAUGACACAUUCACAGCCCCGUCCUUUGAUGACAAGGUCUUGGAAGUGGUGGCCGUCUUUGGCAGCAUGCAGAUGGCUGUCUCCCGCGUCAUUAAUUUGCAGCACCACCGGAUUGCCCAGUGUCGGACUGUGAAAAUCGCCAUCCUGGGCGAUGAGGGCGUCCCAGUACAGGUGGAUGGAGAGGCCUGGAUCCAGCCCCCCGGCUACAUCCAAAUUGUCCACAAGAACCGGGCGCAGACUCUGACCAGGGAUCGGGCAUUUGAAAGCACCCUAAAAUCCUGGGAAGAUAAGCAGAAAUGUGAGCUCUCACGCCCGCCCUCCUUCUCCCUGCACCCCGAGAUCACGUCUGGAGAGGAGUCCACACAGAUGCACCAGUUUGGCCAGGCAGCAGGGGCCCUCAUCCACAGCAUCCGGGAAAUAGCUCAGUCGUGCCCAGACAUGGAGCAGGAGCUGGCCCACGCCGUCAAUGCCAGCUCCAAGUCACUCAACAGAGUCUAUGGGAAAUCUAAGGCCGCCGAGGGACUGAACUGCACUUUUGUCGUGGAGAUGGUAAACAACAUCCGCGCCCUCCAUAAUGAGACCGAGCUGCUGCUGACUGGGAAGAUGGCCCUGCAGCUGGAGCCACCCCACAAGGAGCAGCUCGGGGCAGCCCUGGCGGACAUGGACCUCCAGCUGAGAAGGCUGGCCGACAUUCCCUGGCUGUGGCAGCUCAUGGAGCCCAGUGACGAUGAGAAUCCCACGACGCUGGACUUCAACAAACGCGGCCGCAGCGGCAAAUUUCGCCUGGUGACCAAAUUCAAAAAGGAGAAAAGCAGCAAGAACAAAGAAAUGCGCGGCGGCGGCAGCGGCACCGGCCUCCCUGUUCACGUCUGGGGCACAGAGGAGGUCGCGGCCUGGCUUGAGCACCUCAGUCUUUGUGAGUAUAGAGAUAUCUUCAUCCGCCACGACAUCCGGGGCCCCGAGCUCCUGCAGCUCGAGCGGAGGGACCUCAAGGACCUCGGGGUGACCAAAGUGGGCCACAUGAAGAGGAUCCUCCACGGAAUCAGGGGGCUGAGCCGGAGCACUCCCACCAGCGAGGCCUAGCCAGCAUCUUCACAGCAUGCGCCUGCCCCUCCUCCCCCCACUGAAGCGUCCGCCACAGGGGCCUUCCCGGGCAGGGCAGCUAGCAGAGCUUACAUCAUGGUGCUACUCUCUUCCACGUGGGUACAGCUCAUCAGGAGGACCCUGGCCCGCCCAGUGGUUGGAGGACACUUCCAAGUGCUCCCCUCCGGCCCCCGGGCAGGUCUUAAACCACAGCAACACAGCUACCUUCCAAACAGAGGCCAGGCAUCCUCAUAGCCGCGAGAGCCUCUGCAGCGGGCAGAGCUCACGGCUGCCGGGGACGCCUGAGGUCUCAUCCCGUGUGCGAGCCCAGCUCUGCCCAGCAGAAAAGCAGCAGCCUCCCGCAGCCCCUCCCCAAGCCCGCCGCAGGGCUUCACGGCUUUGCGGCUGUUCCUGUGACCCCUCCCCAGAGGAUCCAGCGUGAUUGUCCCCGCUUUACCCGUGUUGCAGCCAGGAGGAGAAGAUGGGCUCUCCGUCUCUGUCCCGGGGCCUCUCAGAAACCAUCCUCACUGCUCCUCCCCCUGCCAGCAGAGCCCCCCGACCUUCGCAAGCUCUCCAGCCCAGAAAUCCUUCUCCAGCCAAGCGUGUUUGUAGAGAGUCAGGAGAACACGGUUGCCCUCCGUUCCCGUGGGAUCGGAAUGAAUGCACCUCAUGUCAACGAGGGAAACGCCCCGCCCCGCCUCUAGCAGGCUUGCUUGGCAGCGCCGACCCCCUCGAGAAGGAGGCGCGGGGCCCUCUCGUAAGCUGAAGGCGCUAUGCUCUUUCUCUCUCGACCAUUUUAAUGGGCACAGAAACCAGAAGAGGAGCGUGUGCCUGGCCACCUGUUCGUUCGCCCCAUCACUGUGGUUCCUUGCCUCCGUCAUCUUUCAGGAGAUCUCACUCUCAGGAGGGUCACAAAUCAGUUCUAUUCCAGCGAUAUUUAUUAAGUGGCAGCCGUGUGCCAUGCAGGGGGUGUCGUGUGGGGGGCUGGGGGCCCAAAGACCAAACUGUCCCCGUCCUCACGGAGCCGACGAGGUCGACGGGAGCAGAGGCUGGAGAGAUCACAUCCACACUCGCCUCUUCACUGAAUCCCGCCUUACCUGAUCAUCACAAAUCAGUAACGAACAGUGCCGUGACUGCUGUUGAGAAAAUUAAGGAGCAGAAGUGACCAGAAGCCACAGCGAGUGAGGAGAGUUGAGCUGCGUGUGGGGUGGUCGGGCAUCGGGAUCUCGUGUUUCUAGGAUAUCCGAUUCCAUCGAACUUGAAGCAUUUUGGGGUCCUGGACCCCUCCAGGAAGCAUCUGGGGACACCUGUGCACCCCGUCUCAGAAGCCUGGCUCUGAGUGCAAACAGCAGGAAACAAAGGAUUUCAGAGGAGCCAACUAUAUGGAUAGACAGUCACCAAAAUAUUUCAUAACUUUGACAGGCCACAGGUUAGGCACCCCUGGUAGACACCCAACCCCUCAUUUUACAGAGAAGGAAACUGAGGCCAUACUGCCCUAGGCUGGUGAGUGGGCUUGGUACCUCACGAUCCUAAAGCCUGCCCAUGGAAUGGAAGGCAGGCCCACCAGCCCUGGCCCCCUGAGGGCAGAGUCCGUCCCUCCUGCCCAGGUUCUGUCUUCACACACCAGUCCAGCGCUUCCCUGGAAAUGUUUCACUCCUCCCCAGGUCUGGAGUGCAGAGGGAGUGCUCUGGCAUCUGUUGCCAUUCAGCGGGGGCAUUUGCCUCCGAAAGGGCUGUCAUCAUUGGAUUAGAAUCCUGUGCUGGGCUUUCCCAAGCACCACCUCCCCUCCCCAAACACCCACCCACGCAGACACACAGAGCCACACGCAUACCGUCACACUCACACACACACACACACACACACACACACACACACACACACACGGCCUUCUGGAUAGACUGCCACAAAGCAUGACUGACGUGGGCAGCAGGGAUGAGUAGUGGCAGAAUCCCAGACCCCAGCCUCCUGAUCCAGCUCAGCAUCUUGAGCCCAGAAUUCUCAGUCCUCUGCUGGUCCAGACCUACAGUAUCUAAAAUUAGACCAAGUUACCAACAUAAAAGUUUUGGAAAAUGUCUGAUUUCGUUCAGUAAUGUCUAAUAUUUUGCAGAGAUUCCAAUGUGGUACCAGGCACGCUGUGCUGCCCAUGGGUGACAUUGCAGCUCUGCUCCCACCUCAGACGGGAGAGUGGUUCUACCCUCUUUGCCAGAGCAUUCGUCGCAGGUGCCCCGACCACUAGGCUUUCCUAUAAUGGUCACCUCCUGGAAAGGAGUGGGGCAGUGAUGCUGGCGCUGCCUGCCUACUAGAAUGACCUGAAGAAAGUUCUUUAAAUGGGAACUUUUCUCUAUUGAUACUGAAAGCAGAAUUGAAUUUAACAGAGAAGUUUUUUUAGCCUGCUGUGGCUAAUUAAGGUAAAACUUGGAAACCCACCCAAAAGAGGCACCAUGGCUUUGGAGUAGACAGUGUGCCUAGAACCCAGGAGGACCCGGGUCUGAAUGCUACCGCAGAAGCUUGCCCAUUCUGCAAUUCUGGGUGAGCCACUUGGGUUCUCUGUGCCUCAGUUUCCUCACCGGGGUGUCUAAGGUCCUGGUCCUAUGACACAUAAGCCGUCUGCUCAGGAGUCCUAAGUAAACAGACAUCCUUCUUUACCUUUCAGCGUCCAAAGCAGUGGUUGGCUGGGGCACAGUCGUGGCCUCAUUAUACCCUGCCGGACAUCAUCAUGCCAUUUCUUUAGUGAGCUGAGAUGUGGCAGAAGGAGGCAGCGGAAGCAGAGACGGGCCCUUUCUUAGCAGUCCCGGUCAGCAUCAGGGGGCUCUUGACCAGCAGGCGGGUGUGCCAACUGUCUAGUCCGUGGCUUGGCCGGCUCCCUUGGUUCUCUCCCCUUGCGUAGCCUACAUUGUGGUCACUUUGCACAUGGGCGUCUCCAGGUCGGCUUGACCACCCUUGUGGGACCACACAGGAAAUUUAAAAAUAAAAACUAAAACAAAAUGAGAUUUUCCAGUUCUGAGCAGAUCUCAAUUUUCUGCUGUUGACAUUUCCCAAUAGAGACGGAAUCGGAUGUCUUCAUUACGGCUUCGUUCCUCCCAUCAGUGAUGGGGAAUGUUGGCAACAAAGGACUUCCUUCCAGGUCCAGAUGAGCCCCAGGACCGUGACUAGACCCAAGCUUAGCUGAGUCCAGUCGGGGAGUUCGCCUGCCACGAGAAGGAACAGUGUAUGGGAGGCCUGCAUUUGGCGGAUUAUUAGGAAAUGGUUCUUCCUGGGAGGCAGAAGCCUGCUUGGCCAUCCCAUUGCUCCUGGCUCUGCCUUCUGGAGCCCGGCGGAGCAGAUCUGAUCCCCUUUGUUCUAGUUACUGGCAACUCCUCUCGAGUCUCCUCUUCCAGGCACGCUGCAGCUCAGCCGACACAUUCCUGUUAACUGUCCCUUCCAGCUUUGUGUUGUCUGUGGACCUGAUCCUUGGCAUGCCUUGGCUGCCUUCAUCCCACAUGCUCAUCAUCCCCGGGUAGGGCCCUUUGGCCCUUCUUGAAAGCCAGACCGUUCCCGCAGCUUUUCUGCAGUCCUCAUCUUUCCAUCUUGGCCCAAGUGUGAGGUCGGAUGUGGGGUCUUUGGGGCUUCCUUAAUCUACCCCCAGUCUCUUGUCCCUGCCCAAAACCGGGCCUUUGUUGGCCAGGCCUAGCUUGUUCUCUGGCUCUUCAAAACACUCAGUAUUUCAGGCGUCUUUUUUUUUUUAAUCAUUGAUCCAUUUUGUUUGGACAUCCCGUUCAUUUCUGGAUGUCCCCAACUGCUGCCCAGCACACUUUCUCUUACAACAGACGUUUACAGAAACGGUUUAUUCAGCAUUCCGUGCCCACGGCUCCCCACAUUCUCAUCUUCUCCGUGGCCGAGCUUGGCCAUUAGAAUUAUGAAGCAGUUCCGCAAAAUUAGCCAACCCGUCGACUGAGUCCGGUAGUGUUUGCUGUGUCCCAUCGAGGGACCUGCAUGUUCCCAUCUCUUCCCUUGAGCCAGACUCGGUCAUUAGAAUUACCUUGAGUUUCAUUUCAGUUUUUUGUUAUUUCAAUUCACAUUAUUGUUGUGUCUCUGCUUGGGUCCACUCACCUCACUCUGAAUCCGUUCAUCUAAAUCUUCCCAGGCUUCUCUGAAUUCUCCAUAGUCGUCAUUUCCUGCGGAGCACUGAUGUUCCACCAUGUUGAUGUGCUAGAGUUUGCUGAGCCUUUCCACAGUGGAUGGACACCUCUCUGCCCUGACACCCUCCCUCCUGUCUCUGGACCCCAUUCUGGCUCUCACUCAUCGCCUUGUCUGGAGGGUCCCGUUGAGGAAUUGAGCGUGGUCAGUGUGGGCCAUCCCUUUGCUUAUGCAGAUCGCAGCCCCUCGGGGCAGCUCCACCUGAGAUGCUGAAUCUCGAGGGCUUCCUCCUCUGGGUGCUGACCUGUCACUCUGCGCUUCGAGGUGACGGCAGACUUGCUUACCUAGGAUAAUGCAGUCUACUUCUUCCUUCCCUUCCUGAAAAUCUGGACAUUUGACAUCCUCUGCCAAUUCCCCUUCUCUUUUUCCCACUAUCCCUGAUCAAGAGCCGUGCUCUUUUAGGAUUUGGGGGCCUAGCUCCGGGCUUCCUCAGGAGUGCAGCUACCCCUGAGCUACACAGAUUCUGUCCUGGCUCCGUCGCCUAGGUUGUAGAUGGCAGAGAUGGGGGUACAGCAGAGAGAGCAGGCCCUCGGCGGGGACCCAGAGAAGACCUGGCGAGGUUUCCCGGGGAUGGAGGAGGAAGGCAGCCCAGGAGGCCCAUGUGCAGGAGAACCCGUUGAAUGACUGUCACAGACGGACGAUGAUGGAAGGGAAAGAUCAGGAUUGGGAUAGGAAUGGGGGGCAAGGGAUUCAGGAUCUGGUCACAGGCCCACUGGGAGGCUUUGGUUCCUUAUCUCUGAACUGGGGGUCAGGUGGUAGGAGCCGCAGGGUCUAGGCCCAUGGCAGAUGAACAUUGGUGGAGAAUGGCUGACCAUCAUCCUCCAUCUCGGGCAGAAAAGUGCGGCCCUGCCCUCCCCACCAGUGUUCCAGCCUGUAGAGCAAGCGUAGGACGACGUGGCCACGAGACUCAGCCAGAGGGGCUUCAGGGAGGAGAGUUUCUUAAGUUUCGAAGGGAUUGGGUCAGGAAGGAGCCCAUGGAGUCUCUUCCCAAGAAAACCAGAAUUAGGGUGAAAGAAGUGUCCGUGGGUCACUAAGGUUCUAAAGUUUGCAGAUCACUGCCCACGUCCCCAUGAGGUCAGGCUUGGUAGAAACGCCCCCAUUUUACAGAUAAGAAAACAAGCUAAGAGGGCUUAGGUGACUUUCCUAGGGUAACACAACCAGGGCAUGCUGGAGCCUGCACAGACACAGAGGUUGUCAGAGACCUUCGAAAGGAGAGGUGGGCUCUUCCAGCAAAAGCUGGGGGGGGGGCGUAUUCUAGAAGGGACCCGUAAGUGGGUGCCAGUCGGACCAGCUGCCCUCCGAGGUUCUGAUAGUUGGCGCGGAGGCUCCUCUGUGCCCGCCAACCACAUUGACUGGGCGGGGGGGGGGCCUCCAGCACCCGCCAUCUGAGGACUGUCUGGGACGUGCUGCGGCUCCCCUAUAUGAGGCCUCGUCAUCUGACCACCUCAGAUCCAAUGAGCUAACCCUAAGGUCAUCGUGCAGAUACAGAAAUAGGCCCAGGGCAGUGCUGCCCAGCGGCCCCGGCCACAUGGGGUCCAGACAGGCAGGAUGCGCAGAGGGGGCCCCCUCUUCCCUCCUAGAUCUUCCCAAGCUCCCCAAAUUUGAGAAUUCCUACGGAUGGGAUACAGACAGGAGGCUGCAGGCUCCAACAGCAAGGACGCCCCCUUCCACGCACACCCCUUUUCGCUCCAUCACUAGUGAAUUUCCCAGCCUGCCUCGAAGCUACCCUGGCCAGGAGCCUCCCCCGCCACCCUGCGCCAAGGACAAGCCUUUGCUCUCUGUUGUUGGUGAAAGUAUUAUUUUAAAAUGUGUAUUAUCCGUGGUAAAAAAAAAAAACAAAAACAAAGAUUGUUUACGUAAAGUUGUGUGGUUUUCUUUUUUAAACAAGUGUGUGUACUGUAAACAGACUGUCUCCCGAAGAAGUCAGCAGCAGCCCACGGGCUGAUGCUGUUCAGGACGUUGUCAUGUCACUGUUCUUGCACAUGGGUGACGACGGACUCUGUCGCCCCGGUCCUGAGGAGCAGGGAGGCUGGCCGUGGCUGUUCCUCUGGAGUCCCCGCUGCAGUGCGCGGGGGUCCUGCCCGAGGGACGGAGGUAACGCGGGGUCCUGGUCUUAGAGCCGAGGUUUCGUGCCUUAGGAUGGGACCCUCCUCCUCAUAUUUAUUAUCUUAAUUUAUAUAGUGAUUACCAUGGAAACAAAUGCCUCUUGUAUUUUAAUGUACAUAGUUCACAUCUGGUUGUUGUAAAUAAGUUGGUCUUGUAUAUAAAGGAAGCUUGUUUUCCACCCUCCA